AUGGCAAAGAGAAAAAGGCGCUCCUGCAAGCCCAACCCCUCCAAACCCUCUACUGGUCGGCCUAGAGGUCGGCCUCGUCUUCAGCGCGUUGAAGCCACCGAGUCUGGAACUGUCCCCGCAGCCUCAAGUGCCGUCUCUCCCUCCCAUGGCAAGACUGUCGAGCAAGCGACAGCUCAGCCGGCGGAUAUAGGAUCCUUUGAUACCACAAAAAAGGAGCCAGAUCUGGGAGUGCCAAACCAGUCUCUUCCUGAAACCGUUUCUACUACUGCUCCUGCUUCUUCUGAAGGUGCUUUCAUGGACACUGGGUCGCACCUGCCCCCUGUGGAACAGAGCAAUGACUUGCCGAAUACUGCAAAACGAUCAAAGUCACUCCCAAGUCAUGGCAGGUACAACCUUCGGAGAGUAGCUCGAGCUAAGACAGAGGAAGCUGCAGUCCACAGUGGCGGGGAUGGCGGGGUACCUCAACGUGGCUCUGACACCGAAUCAGAUGAAACUGUUCGAGCUUCUCCUGCAGCUGAUCCAUCUUCGGUUGGUAUUGGAGAUGGAUUAACUGUUAGAUUUCCAAUGACCGCAGAUGUGCGGCCUCAUCUUGUUCCCAAGGUCAUCGACUACUUGGCCAAAAAGGGGUACAGCCGUACAGAGGCCAUGCUUCGCAUGGAAUCUGCGAAUCAAGAGAUCGACGGUCGCCCCUUGCCCCCUCUUGGAGAGGAUGCACGUCCCAAAUACAGACUCGGUUUUGAUCUACUCAAGGUCUGGGUUGAAGAUAAUCUGGACUUGUACAAGCCGGAACUGCGACGUGUCUUGUGGCCACUCUUCGUUUACUCGUUCCUCAACAUGGUGACUUCUUUCUACCCACAAGAAGCCAAACAAUUCUUCGACCUCAACAAGAACCUUUUCCUACCAGAGCACACCGAUGAUGUGCGUGGACUAGAACCUAUCAGUCUUCCUGAGCAUGUGCAGGACAACUCCAUAGCCAAACUUUAUCGUGGCAACAAGUACCGCUUGGUUCUUAGCAACCCGGCGUUCGCGAGUCUCAUGCAGUUCUUGGAAAGCAAGCAAAAGGAAGGGGGCUCAGUCAUGUCUGCUAUUCUCAGUAGCUUUUGCACCAUCAUCACAAAGGAGCGUGCGGUCGAUGACAGAUUCAGUUUCGCUGCCCUAAUGGGCCAAGCUGGCACUGGAGAGACUUUCCCUAAUGAAGAUGAAGGUAUUCCCGGGCACCACCCUGGCUCAGCCUAUACUGGUGACAACCCUGCUAUGGCUGGCACUUUGCCUAGACUUAAGCUUGGAAAGCUUCCCAUGGAAGAAACACUGGCAACUGAUGUCAGAGGCGAACUUGCCGAUGAAGAUGCGAAGAACCCUCCCGGCCCUGGCCACAAUACUCUUAUCCAAGAAUUUGAUCAAAUGAUCAAAAAGGAAGAAGAUGAUGAGGCUCCUACUCGCGCUGAUAUCCCCUAUCCCCCUUCCACGGCUCGUGAUGUUGCUAUGGAAGUUCAGAAAGUCAAAGAAAACCGCGAUAGAUUCAGAAUUGAAGGCCGCACUGGUGGCGUUGGCCCCGCCGUCAGUAUUUGCAUGUUCACCUUCCACAAUACCUAUGAUGGGGUGAACUGUCUGGACUUCUCCGAUGACAACAUGCUCGUUGCAGCUGGUAUGCAGGAGUCAUAUAUCCGCGUGUGGAGCAUGGAUGGAAAGAGGAUCGAAACGACUUAUGACAACGUGGAAGAUACAGCCCCAUCCAACUCUCGCCGUCUGAUCGGCCACUCCGGACCUGUUUAUGCAGUGAAAUUCGCUCCGUCGAUUACUCGCACGGAAAACGCCGUGGCACCAACUAACGCACGCUGGCUGCUUUCGUCUUCUGCCGACAUGACUAUCAGGCUCUGGUCUUUAGACUUGUGGCAGUGCAUGGUUGUGUACAAGGGACAUGAUCAGCCUGUGUGGGAUCUUUCUUGGGGACCUUACGGACACUAUUUUGUCUCUGGUUCCCACGACAAGACAGCCCGUCUCUGGGUUACGGAUCACAUUCGCCAGCAACGUUUCUUUGUUGGGCAUGACCAGGAUGUUGAUUGCGUUUGCUUCCAUCCAAACUCAGCUUAUGUUUUCACGGGCAGCUCUGACCAUACGGUUCGCAUGUGGGCGGUUACCACGGGUAAUGCAGUUCGUAUGUUCACUGGACAUACCGGCAAUAUCACAGCGCUGUCAUGCAGUCGCGAUGGCAAGCUCCUCGCCUCUGCCGAUGACCAUGGAUCAAUUCUUCUGUGGGACCUGGCUCCUGGUCGGCUGCUGAAGCGUAUGCGCGGUCACGGGAAAGGAGGCAUCUGGUCUCUUAGCUGGAGUGUUGAAUCCACGGUUUUGGUCUCUGGAGGUGCAGAUGGAACUGUUCGUGUGUGGGAUGUUACCGGUCCUGCUCAAGACCCAUCACAGGGGCGCGUUGUUGGAGAAGGUGGCGCCGGCACAAAGGUCGAUGCUGGUAAUCCUCCUGCUUCCGGCGCGCAAGCUUCAGGCUCCGUUGGUCCUGGGAUGGGAAAGAAGAAGGGCAAGGACGUGGUCGUUACUCCCGAUCAAAUCAGUGCUUUCCCCACCAAGAAGAGUCCGGUUUACCAGGUGAAAUUCACCAACAUGAACUUGAUUAUUGCUGGAGGGGCUUAUCUUCCAUGA
Messenger RNA from Aspergillus wentii DTO 134E9, 2652 nucleotides. RefSeq names its product putative transcription initiation factor TFIID subunit. Gene Ontology annotation, molecular function: RNA polymerase II general transcription initiation factor activity; protein binding. NCBI's taxonomy places the organism in Eukaryota, Fungi, Ascomycota, Eurotiomycetes, Eurotiales, Aspergillaceae. Gene Ontology annotation, cellular component: transcription factor TFIID complex. Gene Ontology annotation, biological process: transcription initiation at RNA polymerase II promoter. The coding region runs from base 1 to 2652 and encodes 883 amino acids. The record is from RefSeq and is a predicted model, not a curated record. The transcript has 4 exons.